Molecule: messenger RNA, 726 nt
Organism: Stylophora pistillata
Lineage: Eukaryota; Metazoa; Cnidaria; Anthozoa; Scleractinia; Pocilloporidae
Molecular function (GO): ADP binding; protein binding
Source: RefSeq, a predicted model, not a curated record
CUUUUGUGAAAAUGACUACCCCUUCAGCAACAUCCACCAAAGAGACAACAAAUUUUGCGCGACUCUCUCGUCUUGUUCUGGAUUUUGGUACCCCAGCUCUGAGAGACAUAUUUGACAGAAUCCACCCACCAAAAAAGCUUUCUUCAGUUCUGGCAUCAAACAGUACUAAACUUUGUAAGGCGACAAAUCCUGCGCAGAAGGAAAAAUUGUACCCAACCAACGCUUCAGGAUCAACCCCGCUACCAACUGUAUCAUCCAUGGAUUUUGACAUAUCCCUUUUGAUAGUUCUUCUGAAGAAGAUUUGUAAAUUAAAUCCUCCUCCAUCAACCGGGAAUUGGAAUGAUCCUCCCUUACCAUCAGAUACGAGUCAAGAGGCUGACAUUGUCCGAAUAAAUUCUUUUAGAAACGAAGUGUUCGCUCACGCAGCCAAGGCUUCUGUUGAUGAUACAACUUUCACCACCAUCUGGACCGACAUCCAGGACGUAAUUGAGAGACUCGGCGGAAAGAAGGCUGAAAUGGAUGCCUUGAAGACUGAAUGUAUGGAUCCAGUUGUUCAACAAGAUUGUAGAGAUCAAGUAAGGCAGAUGAUCGAGGAUGAGAAAGAUGUCAAGGAAAAAAUCGAAAGCCUUGAAAAGAAGACAGAAGAAAAACUUGAUGACCUGGGUAAGAAGAUCGACGGAGUGCCGGAUGUGUUGCACGAGAUGUUGGAUGCGGGGAGAGAGAAAG